CUCAAAAAUAAAAAUAAAAACCCCUUGCAUGAGAUUUUCGCCGCAGUCUAAUGACCUUAAAUAGCAAACAUACGCUCUUCCUUCUCUUAUAAUAUUCCUUCACAACUUCUAUCUUCUAUGGCCAACAUCUUCGCCUUUUUUCUAUUUCUCUUCUUUCUUUUAUACUUAUGUAUAUCAAGAAGAGUUCAAAAAUCUGAUAGUAAAAGGAAAGUUCCACCGAAAGCUGGCAGUGCAUGGCCUUUGAUUGGCCAUCUCCACCUAUUAGGAGGGUCACAACCACCCCAUAUAACCUUGGGUAACAUGGCUGACAAGUAUGGACCAAUCUUCACUAUCUGGUUGGGUGUGCAUCGAACUCUAGUAGUAAGCAGUUGGGAGAUAGCUAAAGAAUGUUUUACCACUAAUGACAAAGCCUUUGCCAACCGUCCAAAAGCUCUAGCUCUAGAACUAUUGGGCUACAACUAUGCCAUGUUUGGGUUUAGCCCUUACGGUCCUUAUUGGCGCCAAGUGAGAAAGAUGGCCAUGCUGGAAGUCCUCUCAAACCACCGCCUUGAGACGCUCAAACACAUUAGAGAGGCGGAGGUAGAUAAUUCUAUAAAAGAGAUAUUUGAGCUAUUGGGUAAAAAAAACAAGGUGUUUGUGGAAAUGGAAAGAUGGUUUGGGUACACAACACUAAAUAUGGUAUCUAGGAUGGUUGUAGGUAAGCAAUUUGGUGGGACUACAACUAAGGAAAAUGAAGGGAAUGAUGAAUAUCGAAAGGCAAUGAGAGAAUUUUUCGAUUUGGCUGGGACAUUUGUUGUGUCAGAUGCACUUCCUUAUCUAAGGUGGUUGGACGUGGGAGGAUAUGAGAAAGCUAUGAAGAAGACAGCAAAAAAAUUGGAUCAUAUGGUUGGAGAAUGGCUAGAAGAACAUAAGCAGAGGAAAUUGUGCGGUGGGAUGAAGGAACCCCAAGAUUUUAUGGAUGUUUUGCUAUCCAUUGUCACUGACGAGGAUGAGAUUUCCAGUUAUGAUGCUGAUACAAUCAUCAAAGCUACAUGCUUGGGCCUUAUCUUAGCGGCCACAGACACAACAACAGUAACAUUGACAUGGGCCCUCUCUUUACUUCUCAACAACCGUGAAGCUCUAAAGAAAGCUAAACAAGAAUUAGACAUCCAGGUUGGUAGAGAAAGGCAAGUGAAGGAAUCAGAUGUGAAAAAUUUGGAGUAUCUCCAAGCUAUCCUUAAAGAAACAAUGCGUUUAUACCCAGCUGGACCACUCUUAGUGCCACACGAGUCCUUGGAAGACUGUACUUUGGCUGGCUAUAACAUCCCAAUAGGUACACGACUUCUUGUUAAUGUUCCAAAACUCCAUCGAGACCCAAGUGUGUGGGUGAAUCCAACUGAAUUUCGACCUGAAAGAUUCCUUACAACUCACAAGGAUGUUGAUGUUAAGGGCCAACAUUUUGAGUUGAUACCAUUUGGCAGUGGUAGAAGAAUGUGCCCUGGGAUUUCAUUUGCUCUACAAGUUACACAACUCACACUAGCUACCUUGUUGCACACUUUCGAAAUUGCAACCCCAUCUAAUGAACCAGUGGACAUGACUGAGAAAGUUGGACUUACCAACCUAAAAGCCACCCCAUUAGAAGUCAGUCUUACUCCUUGCCUUGCAGCUCAAGCAUAUGCAUAAUUUGAAUGGUAUUUUGUGAUAAAUAAUAUCAAUUCAUAUGUAAAUAUGAAAAUAAUAUAUGAAAACCUUUGAUCUUAUGAGUUGUACCACAAAGUUGUGUUUUCUCCAUGUA
Molecule: messenger RNA, 1774 nt
Organism: Quercus lobata
Lineage: Eukaryota; Viridiplantae; Streptophyta; Magnoliopsida; Fagales; Fagaceae
Product: cytochrome P450 CYP82D47-like
Exons: 2
Coding region: 118-1662 (514 amino acids)
Molecular function (GO): monooxygenase activity; iron ion binding; oxidoreductase activity, acting on paired donors, with incorporation or reduction of molecular oxygen
Source: RefSeq, a predicted model, not a curated record